AUGGCUACUACACCUGGCUCGCCUCUUCCUCCUCCUCCUCCUCCUCCUCCUACAAACCCAUCAGUGUCUCCAUCUACCGUGAAGCGGACACGCAAAGCCACACGACUACGAUCCUUGACCACUAGACCACCUGGGGCAAAGAGACCAGUGGUCCACGUCGAUCCUGUGACUGGCAAGGCCAAUUGUCCCCAAAAGAAGAAAUUAAGAAUAUACUUGGGGAUUGUCACUCGUGAUAAGGUCGACGUGACAUACGAGACCUAUAAGGAAGUCCCUGCUGCCGACAAGGACGGUGUGGACGACACUGUCUGUGAAAAAUAUGGGAUUAGCAAGGAGAAAUGGACCCAGUUUUGUCAAACCCACCGAGAUCCCUCGUGGGAGAAGUUGAUGGCUAAGAAGACAAAGAAAAAACUAGAAGAAGCUGCUCAGUCCGAAAGCACUGAGGGCAUCAUUAACUCUCCAUCUCCCAUCAGACGACACGUGAAGUGGAAGAUGGCCCACACUAAGAAAACUGGGUAG
Messenger RNA from Glycine soja, 516 nucleotides. RefSeq lists its product as uncharacterized. The record is from RefSeq and is a predicted model, not a curated record. Bases 1 to 516 code for a protein of 171 amino acids. The transcript is spliced from 3 exons. Lineage: Eukaryota; Viridiplantae; Streptophyta; Magnoliopsida; Fabales; Fabaceae.